Molecule: messenger RNA, 1629 nt
Organism: Ctenocephalides felis (cat flea)
Lineage: Eukaryota; Metazoa; Arthropoda; Insecta; Siphonaptera; Pulicidae
Product: fasciclin-3-like
Exons: 12
Coding region: 1-1629 (542 amino acids)
Biological process (GO): homophilic cell-cell adhesion; heterophilic cell-cell adhesion
Cellular component (GO): adherens junction
Source: RefSeq, a predicted model, not a curated record
AUGCUUUCUACGGCUCACUGUGAAAUUAAUAAUGAAGAUGAUUAUAUGAAUAAGCAGAGAAGCCGCAAUGCAAUAUUGGCGGUGCUAUGCGACGCCCAGGCGCCCGUCGAAAUAUACCCACAAAAUCCAGUGGUCCUGGAGGGUCAAAAUCUCACCAUGCUCUGCCGUGUGGGGGUGGAUGUACACUACUGCAGAAUUACAAUACCUGGUCUGAAGAAUUCGCUGAAUUUGAAGUCCGGACAGCGUGUGGGAGGAUAUGAGUAUUAUGGCGCAGGCUUGGAGCAGGGACAGUGCGGCGUCCAUAUCGGAUCGGUGACCGCCAAAGAAGCAGGAGAAUUCAAAUGUUCGAUGGGAACAUCGCCCAUUGAAAGUGAUGCCAGCACGACAAUCAUCGUAGCACGUGAACCAUCCCCACCUGAAAUGGAAACAAGCCCGGGAACACAGGCUCGCGAUACCUUCCGAGCAAACGAUAUUUUGACAGCCAGGUGCGUUGUCAGAGACGGCAGGCCACCUGCAAACAUUUCUUGGUAUCUGGAUGAUGAACCAAUCUACGAUGGUCUGUCCGAACCUCAAGUGAUCGAUACCCCUGAUGGCUUGGCUACCAGUGUCCAAAACAUCACAAGGCGUUUGCAACCCAAUGAUGAUGGCAGAAGGUUGACUUGUGUUGCCAGGCAUUUGGCUUAUAGAAAACCAAACCAAGCAUCAGUAAUUCACCAUAUCAUCAAAGUUCAAUAUGAACCUCUGCCCAGGGAACGUCCAAUUGGCAUUUUCGGAGUGACACUCGGCGAGUUAGCAUAUAUCAAUGUCACAAUUGAAGCAAAUCCACGACCAGUAUUGGAAUGGACCGUCAACGGUGAGAGCAUCCCAGAAGGAUCAAUUGACAGCACACAAAGAUUUGAAGUCACAUCAGCUCAACCUUUGGGACAAAAUCGUUAUAAUGCCACAUUACGUAUUUCUGAUCUGACUUUGGAAGAUACAACGAAGGAAUACCGCCUUCGCGCCAGAAAUGAAAUUGGCAUGACUGAAUAUGAAAUCAGAAUUAGCUCCAGUGAACCACCAAUGGGCGGAGUUUUGGACCUUGGAUCCAUAGUUGGCAUUGUCGUUGCCUUAGCAAUUGUACUAAUUGUGGUUAUUUUGAUCAUUUUCGCAAGAGCAACUGGACGCUGGUGUUUCCACGGUUCCACUGAAAAUACUGAUGUGGCCAAAACGAGACAUGUCGGAGAAACAAGCGACACUGAAAGUGCAGAAAUUUCAUCUCAUUCCAACAAGCGUCUUUGGGCAAAGAAGCUCGACAGUUUGAAGGAAACUUUCUCGAUCAAAGGCAAAAAAGGCGAAGAUAUUAGUAUGCAAAAGCAAACUUCUAAACCAUCAGAAAUUCCAUCUAACGAGCCUGCUGCAGAAGAAGAACAGGCGCCUAAGACGCAGGUUGAAGUAGUAUCUGAGGUUGGAACGACGGAUGAGGUCGAUGCGGCAAAGAUAACCCAGACAGAUAGUGGCAUUGUUUACGCGGAAUUAGAAUUAAAACCAGGGGCUGGACCAACUGUAAGACCAACCGUUAAAGUUGAGAAUGAUAAGACUGAAUAUGCAGAAAUAGUACACGUGAAACAAGACAAAGACUCUCCAAAGUGA